This is a messenger RNA of Macrosiphum euphorbiae (potato aphid), 600 nucleotides long. Lineage: Eukaryota; Metazoa; Arthropoda; Insecta; Hemiptera; Aphididae. The record is from the annotation of a GenBank genome assembly.
AUGAACAGCAGCGACAGCGAUGAUCUGAAUGAAGAAUUUUUAACAGACGACCAUCAAAAUUUCUUAUCCCAAGGACAAGAUACACAAGAUGGCGUGGAAAUGGUAACUUUGGACAAUACAGAUGACUCAUCAAAUCAAGGAGAAGUUUAUGAACUUAAAUAUGGCAAACCCCUUCGAGAACAAGACAGAUUCCUUCCUAUUGCUAAUAUUGCAAAAAUUAUGAAAAAAUCUAUACCAGACGGUGGAAAGAUAGCGAAAGAUGCUCGAGAAUGUGUACAAGAAUGUGUUUCGGAAUUCAUAAGUUUCAUAACCAGUGAAGCUAGUGACAGAUGUUUCCAAGAAAAACGUAAAACUAUUAACGGAGAAGAUAUUCUUUAUGCAAUGUCUAAUUUAGGUUUUGACAAUUAUGUAGAACCCUUGAAACUGUAUUUGCAAAAAUAUAGAGAGGCUACAAAAGGAGACAAAUCAAUUGGAAUUGAAGAACUGUCGGAUGAUGUGUUUUCCAACGACACAAGUUAUACAAAAAUAUUUGGGCAAAACAGUCAAAGUGAAUCUGUCAUUUACUAUCAAGAUCCAAUUCAACAAUUCCACAUAGUAUAG